GAAAAGCUGGCGCUCUCCACAUGAGACGCGUGAGCCCAGCUCUGUGGUUUACAGAAGCAACUCCACACACCGCUAGUUCCCGCUUCUACUGGUUGUUUUUUGUUUUAAAUUAUAUGGUUAUCACCGUAGACGCUUCUAACGUUUUUCUCUUUCGUUCGCUUUAGGAAUGAUCUGUUGAUUUUCAUCGCGAUGGCAUUGCAUGCACUUGUACGCGAUGCGAACGAUGAGUUUAUAAUGCUGAAUGGGGAAUCAGAGCUCAUCUGAUUUCUCUCAUAUGUAGGCGUUUUUACAGCGAUCGACGCGUGAUAGGCUACAGAUCUUGUCUGCUUUUCUUUUCAAAGAAUCAGAUACAUCGCUUGCUCCACGGGUUUGUUCGGUCACAUUGCACCGUAACAUGAAGCUUAAACAGUAGACAUAUUUGAGAAAAACAUCACAUUUGGAUAUGGAGUCCGUCAAGAUGAGAGCCAAAGAGGGAAUGAAGGAAUUUGGGGCGAAGACCCUGGGGCAGAUGUACAAGUAGGUGUUAAAAUGUAGUUUUAUAUGCAGGUUAGCCCAUGUUUAAACAUGGGGCUGGUUAUGAUUUCUGUAUUUUCAAGUGAUAGGCCUACAAUAUGGUGGUGUAAUAUGGUGGUGUAAUGGUAGUAGACCACUACUGUACUGUACGUUCCUAUCCCAUGCCGAGAAGUGUGUUACUUUUAUCUCAAACAGCUUGCAGUCAUGGUCACGCCUCUAAUAGACGUAGUGGGAAAAUUCUGCAAUUCUGCAUAACCUCGUGAAAGCGCAGGAAGGACCUUGAUGCAUGUGGAAAAAGUCAAUAACACAUUUAUGCAUUAAACAGAUAGCUGUGAAAUGCAUUUGCCGUGAACUAGCCUAGGAUGUAUGCUAUUAGAUAAAAAUCCACGGAGUGUUAUCUUCGUUUGGAAUUGGCUUGUGACCGGGUCCCUGUAAUAUUUUAAAUAUUUUACUGAAAACCUCCUGUAGUUGUGUGAGGGUAUCUCUUUAUUAUUAUUAUUAUUAUCUCUUUCAUUAUUUACGGGAUGGGUAUCGAUUUAUUACUAGUAGCCUAAACGUCUAACUGAUUUUUCUUGCUAAGUGGCAAGGGCUUCAUUCAGACAUCUAUUCUGAUGCUUGUAGUUGUAGCCUACUGUCAAUCAAUGUAUUGUUGAAGCUCUAAAUUAAUAUAUUUCGUUUUGGUUUGGAUAUUCUUUUUUCGAUUCAUUGUUACUUCCUUCGAUAGGCCUAUUUGGAUUCCAAAUCCCAUUUUAAACUUAGGCUGUAUGAAAUAACAGUUACAUGUUAUUGCGUAAAAAAUAUGUAUUUUUCGUUGGGCAUAACGAAAUGAUCACCUUAAUGUAAUUCAUAUAAUGACACAUUAUGGGCAGUAGUUUUGAUAUUCCAAAUGUAUAUUCUAAACAGGAGUGCUUAAUUAGCUAUCUUCACUGUUAUAGUGCCGUUGUGAAUAAGAUAGAGAGUUCCUUGUCAUUUUAUCCUUAUGCCAAUUUCACAUAAAACAUUUUAGGUAAAGGCCUAAUACUGGAACUGGAGCCUAAGCUUUAUUUGGGCUUAUUUUUGGUAAACGAAUUAAUUGUGCAUAUGGCCAUAAAUACAUUUGAAACCGCUGCAUGAAUGUUUGCCUGGAGAGAUGAGCAACUGCCCAAUCCGUGAAUGCAAAUGAGGGUGAAGGUGAGCGGUUGCUGCAAUGCGGUGGACGCAUCUUCAGUUGCUUCGUGCUCCAGUGUACGAUGCUUUUUUUUGGCAUUUGAUUAAAUUGAACCUGGUUCCGCUAACAUACAGCGCUAUUUUCUAUUAAUAGAUGUUUAAUUACCUUGCUAAAGUAGACUUUUCGUGUAAUGAAAAAAUCUAAAAUAUGUUUUAGAUCAUGUUAGUUGUCAUGUUCUGAAUCGUGUUGGUUAUGAUUCAUCAAAUAGCGCCCCCAGUCGUUGGGGCGAAUACACUAUUCUCAUAAAACAGCGGAUUGAAUAGGCAAAGAUAUUUAAUGUAGACCUAGAUAACCUAAUAAAAUGAUAUUUUAGUACGCUAUCCGAAGAAGAUUUAGUCUCCUUCCUUAUUUACUAAAACGUCUACAUUUUAAAUACUAUUAUUGGACAUGAUGCAGGCCAUAUUUUGAAGGCUACAGGCUAUAAUAUAUAGGCCUGUAGGUCUAUAAUUUAACAUAAUUACAGGCCUGAAUUUUUGCUAAACUAAAAUGCCUUUAUUAUGCAUAACAAUCAAAUAUCAAACGUAGGCUAAUCUAUUAAUUUGAGGCUGAUCAACCGAGGAAAUUGGAUGAUAUUUUGUUUUAUUUUUAAUCUGGCUGUUUGCAGGGUGAUGGAGAAGCGACAGGGAACUGGUGAAGUUAUCGAACUAACAGAGGAUGGCAGGCCCUCUGAGGCCCAGGAGAAGAAAGCACCCCUGUGCGACUGCACGUGUUUUGGGCUGCCCCGCCGAUACAUCAUCGCCAUCAUGAGCGGUCUAGGCUUCUGUAUCUCCUUCGGCAUCCGAUGCAAUUUGGGCGUGGCCAUCGUGGGCAUGGUCAACAACAGUACGAUACACAAAGAUGGGAAGAUCAUCAUCACAGAGGUGUGUGUGGUGCACACUUUACUGACGUCAACACCGUGUCACCGCCCUCCUGCUCCAUAAUUUGUCGGCCCUAAAAAUAGUCCAGAUGUUGGAGAUCUCUUAAUAUUCUCACAUUUGACCUGACCUUGUAUUGCAAAGAAAGAAUAAGCAAAGGAACAUUACCCUUAAUGUAUGGGUUUGAUAGCGAGAUUAAUUUUGCUCCAUGCUUUUUCAGUGCAGCCAUGAUAGGUAUGCCACAACCAAACUAAACUACUGUAUCCCAUAAUAACACAGCAUUUAGCCUGUGUAUCCUACACAUCGAAAUGGUGUACCGGUAUAUCCCUAUUUCCUGUUAUGAUAUGAGAGCCAUAUACUUUGGUUAUUAAGGUUAUUAUACGGUAUUAUACGUUUUGUGAGUUAUUAUAUUGAAUUACAAUGGAAUUAUGAAUGUGAAGAGGAUUUAUUUUGAUGUUUCAUCGAUUUUUAAUGGUUUAUUUUAUUGUCUUUGUUCUUAUUUCACUGGAAAGAAAGCAAAGUUCAACUGGGACCCAGAGACAGUCGGUAUGAUCCAUGGUUCGUUUUUCUGGGGCUAUAUAGUGACGCAGAUCCCGGGAGGGUACAUAUGCUCGAGACUGGCAGCUAACAGGUAGGCAGGCCUACAUUCAUAUAUAUAUGUAUAUUUUUUUUUACAAAAGUUCGCUUUCCUUCUCACAGUCUCAAAUGGGAUUUAUUCGUUAUUAUUCAAUUGAUUACUAAAAUGUAUCACCAUGAAAUGAACGACCCUCAAGAAAAAAAAUGAAAAUAGGUCUGAUUUAUUUUAGUCAUAAAGAGAUGUAACCAAUAUGUUUGUUCCGAUAAACUGUGGUGAUGAUGAUGUGGAUGCAGGCUACUGAAGCCUGGAUAUAUUCUCGGUUUUCAUCUUGUUAUUAUCACACCUCUUCCCGUCAGAAUAAAUUAUGUGAUAAACGAAUUUUCAAACAAAAUCUAUAUUUUAAUGGUAUGAAAAUGUUGCAGACACAAUGGCAUCCCACAAGGAUAGGCUACAUUUGGCCGUUUACUUGGACGUUUCAAAUCUUUACGACAAUUCGGACUUCAUUGUGAAUGAGAGGGAGGAUUUACAGGCCUAUAUUGCGAGCCAAGGUUUAACAGACAGUAGGUAGGCCUAGUAACCAGUGUGACACUGUGACUGCAAUGGAGAAGGCCAUUAAUGGGGAAUUAAUUUGGGAGGGAGACGCUCAGUCGCCGACGUUGGCAGGGCCAUUGAGAUUUGACCGUGUAGCUCCGGUCCACAGGGCUUUCUGCCACCUGUUAAUGAGGUCCUCGGGGGGAGCCGUGUCUAAUUUGCUGCAUUCUGGGGGCAUGGCGACCAGCCCGGUCCUCGUCGCCAAAGGCUUACUCACGCUCAUAUGCACGGUGCACACUAAACAUGGCUUAUAAAUAAGGUUUAGGCCUAGCCUACAUGAGACCUGAGCAGCAUUUAAAUAUAGGAUAUUACAAUAGGAAAUCUAGGUUUAAUUACUAUAUAUUUCAGUGGAUAUUUGGUCCACUGUUCAUAAUAGUAGUAUCCAUAAUCAUUUGGUGAUCGCAAUUCAUACCCUUAAUAGACAUGAAGAAAAACAAUCCAUUUAGCAACAUAAAAUGUUUUGUUGAGUAUAUACAAUAUUAUUAUUUGUUGAGCAGGCUAUUUAAAUAUGUAAGAUAUAUUCCAUUUGUAUAAUGUAUAACAUGUUUAUUGUCUAUAUGCUUUCUUGAUUGACAUUGAUGUAUGAAUCAACCUGUCUCGUGCCAGCGAGUUUCCUCAAUCGGAUUAGAGGUUGCCCCCCGCGUGCCUGUGGGAGGGGCGGGGUCUCGGGGUGUGUACAAAACGUGACAAAAAUUUAAAAAACCAUGGUUCGUGUUAUUCAUUAGGGAUUGCCUCCACUGGCUCAGCUGCGCUCAAACCAAUGCAGUCUGCUGUCGGCACUCCCUGUCAUCACGCUUUAAUUUCUUUCUCCAAUUUAAUUAUUGCUAUCUAACCUAAAUAGAAAAGUUAACGGUGCACUAGCUAAUGCUUGACAUGAAAAAAUCCUAGUCUUGAAUAUUGUAAUUAUGCAAGAAAAUUAUAUAUAUUUUGGACGUAAGAUUGGCAAUUUGAUUAGAAGAAUAAAACCAACCGGCCGAAUAUAGGCCUUAUAUAACCGUUAGAAAAAGGGAUAGAGAAAUUAUAUUGAAUAGCCUAUUCGAAUAGGACUAAGUCAAUUUUUGAUAGUAAGCCAGUAACCGAGUGUGGACUGUGAUAUGUUCGAUGGGUCCCUGCUGAAUAUAACCAGAAUGGCCAUAAAAAAAUCAGCGAUUAAUAAAUUAAACAUGAAGUCAAUGAGAGGCCUAGGCCUAUGCUAUUUCUGUUUCCCGCUUUGAAUAAUAAAUUGGGCAAAACAUGAAUAAACCUAAAAUAAAUCGCUAGGUCUACUGGAUACAUUGUUUAUGAACAUUAUCUAUAGGCCUACGACAUACUAUAUAUGCAUGUUUUCAUAUUUUUAUUUCUUUUAGGGUUUUCGGUCUAGCCAUUUUCCUUACCUCGACGCUCAAUAUGUUAAUCCCCUCUGCGGCGCGGACGCAUUAUGGACUGGUCAUCUUUGUGAGGAUAUUGCAAGGGCUGGUGGAGGUAAGGGCUUCUUUAAUUAAAAAGUCACAUUUCUGGAGAGCUCUUUUUGAUAUGCAAAUUGUAAUAGAACCUGUGUAGGCCUAUCCUGUCAAUAGCACCGUUUUCGAAAAUAGCCAGUUUUCCUUUGUGGCAUUUCGAUUAUGAUUAGGCUACAGUAUAUCAGAGGCAAUGGAAUAGAGUCAGUACAACAGCCAGAAUGCACCCUGGGGAAAUGUGAGACUGUUGUAUUGAUCUGCAGCUGGGUUAUUUGUUGUGGGAGAGUCCUCUCCUCUAUGUCUGUUAUAAAAAGAUGUUCUGCUUUUUUGACACAAAAAUUAACUGUCCUAGUUGCCCCAUCUUGAUUACUGUCCAGUAAUAUGGUCAAGUACAGCAAAGAAAGACCUAGCAAAGCUGCAGCUGGCUCAAAACAGAGCAGCACACCUUGCCCUUAACUGCACAUACACAACUAACAUCAACAACAUGCAUGCCAGUCUUUCCUAGUUGACAGUUGACGAGAGAUUAACUGCUUGUCUUCUAGUUUUUAUGAGAAAUAUUACGGUGAUGAAAAUUCCAGAUUGUCUGCAUAAUCAAAUAACAUACAGCUCAGACACCCAUACAUACCCCACAAGACAUGCCACCAGGGGUCUCUUCACAGUCCCCAAGUCCUAAACGAAUUGAAGGCAAUGCACAGUAUUAUCCUGAGCCAUGAUCCCUUCCAUCUCCAAUUACUCAAGCAAACACCAAAAUUACCUUUAAAUAAAUGGAUAAAACAACAUCUCAUGGCACAGUAGGGACUGUGAAAUGACACACACACACACACACACACACACACUCUAACACGCACAUUAUUAUUUAGUUGUAUUGUUUGUAUAUCGUUGUAUUUUACAUUUGUGUGCCUGUUCUUGUCUAUCAGUGUAUCAGUGUUUUCCCACUGGGCACAGACGUCAAUUCAACAUCUAUUCCACAUUGGUUCAACGUGAUUUAAUUGAAAUGACGUGGAAACAACGUUGAUUCAACCAGUGUGUGCCCGGUGGGUUGUUACUUGUCAUGUUUUAUGUUUUUGUGUGGACCCCAGGAAGAAUAGCUGCUGCUUCGGCAAAAGCUAAUAGGGAUCAGAAUAAACCAAUAAACUUGUUGAAACAUAUCUGCUCUGCUCUCUGGUAGUAACACCACAGUUAAGAAAAUGCUGGUCUAGCCAGAAUCAGAUUCCCAAAGACAAUGUGCUGAUACAUCAGCAGCUCAUAAAUCCACUGUCCAGUAGGCAUAGUGAAACAUGAGAUGUUGGCAGCUGCUGCCUUGUAUAGUAAAACAUGAUGCCGUGUUGAUACUGAAGGGCAGGCUACAACACAUCCAGCUAAACCGACACACCAUCCUGGCAGCAGAGCCAACCAUUGAGAAUCAUUUUGAACACCAUAGAUGGAAUUUUAGAAUAAUACUUUAUUGUCCAUUAUCUUGCAGAGAAUGGAAAUGUGUAUUUAUGCUCACAGCCCUGACUCAUUACUAACUACUUUCAAUGCAAUAAUUAUUUUAAAAUAAUUGGCUAUAGGCUGCAUUGGCUGUGAGUAAUAUACAUAGGGUUCAGAUGAAUGUCUUGUGAUAAUGAAUGGUGUAAUUCAAUAACAACAGCACAUCUACAUGUUUGGCAUUGAUGGCUGAGGUGAAACUGGGCCAGUAGCUCCCAACUGGGUACACAUUGGUUGAAUCAACGUUGUUUCCACGUCAUUUCAAUGAAAUUACGUUGAACCAACGUGGAAUAGACAUUGAAUUCACAUCUGUGCCCAGUGCCCACGUCUGUCUCUUGAUUUGAAUGAGCCAUCAGGUGACAAAGGCUAAUCUGGUUAUGUCUUGUUUUUGUCUCUGUAAGGAAAGGCUUCAGUGUUUUGGAUAUAUUCAGUAAAUUGUGCACAAUGAAUUAAGUUGGGAGUGGUAUACAUUCCAUGUGCAUACAGGAGGACCUAAAAGUGAUCCAUACACUGUAUAGUGAUCUCAGAUCAGUUCAGUGGAUAGCUAGGAGAAAUCUCCUCCUAGCAUGUCCAUGCAGAUUGCAUUUUCCAAUAGCACACUCUGUUCCAAUUAGCAGCUAAUUAACAUUUAAUGGCAGCAGCAUUGUCAGUGUUAUGAGAGGCUCAUCAGUUAGCUCAGCGCACUGCGUCUCUUAUUAAUGUUAAUCAAAAAGGCAAUGAAAAGAGAAUGUUGGUUUUUGUUUGUGAUCAUAUUUGAUUUACAACCAUGCCAGCUCAUAUCUGGUAGGAUCUCCUCAAGUGAUUGUCAGCUCAGUGUAGGCCAAUCUAUUAUUAGUAUGUCUUAUGUUUACAAUUUGUCCCAUUAUUCUGUGACAAUCUAUGUUUGAAACCAUCUAUUUGUAUCACACAGUUUCCUACAUUAGUCUUUAAAAUGGUUCUGUGCAACCUCGUGUUUUUUAUUUAAAAAAUGUUAUAUGUAUUAAUCAGUUGAGCCAAAAUGGGGGAAGUAUUUGAAGGACAUGUGAAGAAAGAUUAGAAGACAAGGUUAAGAUGACAAAUGAAUGUUGCAUUUACUUAAUGAAACCCAUAGUGGGUACAGUAACACAUUACACUAUAUCUCAGCUAUCUCGUUAAGGGCGAUAGACUGUAAUAAGGCUCAAGAUUUAAGGCCUGCCCACUGGGCACACACUGGUUGAAUCAACGUUGUUUCCAUGUAAUUUGAACCAACGUGGACUAGAUGUUGAAUUGAUGUCUGUGCUCAGUGCAUGGUUAUUUCAUGUUCAUAAAUGUUGUAUUUUACCUAAUGAAACCCAUAGCGGGUGGUAACUGUAACAAAAGGCUUACCAGUUUAAGAGAUGACAUGUUAUCCCAGGAAAGGUAGCCUAACGGUUACAGUGUUGGGCCAGUAACCGAUAGGUCGCUGGUUCGAAUACCUGAGCUGACAAGGUGUCGAUGUGCCCUUGUGCAAGGCACUUAACCCUAAUUUGCUCCAGGGGCGCCGUACUACUAUGACCCUGUAAAACAACACAUUUCACUGCAGUUAUAUGUGACAAAUAAAACAUUAUUCUUAUUUUUUAAUUAGAUGUUUUAACCCAUUGUGUGUUGUAACUGUAAAAAGUCUAUGCUUAGCUUUACCCCAGGAUAUCCAUUAUUAAGGGUGGUAACUAUAGAAACAAGGUAGCUUUGUUCACGUCAAGGGAAUUUAGCAGAACAAGGUUGCUAUAUUCACAUCAGGGGAAUUUAACGAAAAGUGUCAACCUAUUUGCAAUGCACCUCCUUGUUAUUGCAUUUCCAUUUUAGUGUUUUGCACUUGCAUUCAAUAGUGUCUAUGAAUCACAUGAUUAUGAAGGCAUAAAUGUAAGAAAGCGUGUAUACUUAAAAUGGAUGUAGUUCUGUCCUUGUGAUGUACUUGUGUACAUGUAUUAUGUCAUGUUUUAUGUUUUGUGUUUACCCCAGGAAGAGUAGCUGCUGCUUUAGCAGUAGCUAAUGGGGAUCCUAAUAAAAUGCUAAAAACUAAGUGUUAAGCAGUGUCGCUAGAAUCCAUUACUAUUGCCAUAAGGAGCAGGAUCAUCAGAAUUUUCUGGCCAUCUUAUUAAUUAUAACUUCAUAAUAAUAGCAGCAGUAUUAUUUAUUUAUUUAGUUUAAACCAGUUACCUACUCUUAGUUGCUCAUGGUUCUGUGGUGUGUGUGACCUACCCAGGGAGUGACCUACCCAGCCUGCCAUGGGAUCUGGAGUAAGUGGGCUCCCCCUCUGGAGAGGAGUCGCCUGGCUACCACCUCCUUCUGUGGUAAAUAUUAUUUUCAAUAGUAUCUUAUCUUACCUGUCACACUAUGGUAGUGAAGCAAGAGGUACAGUAGUUGUACUGCUGACUAUUUAGAUGUCCUUUUUCCUUCUUCUCUUACCCCUCUCUACCAUUUCCUCUUGCAGGUUCCUAUGCUGGUGCUGUCAUAGCCAUGCCUCUAGCAGGGAUCCUGGUGCAGUACUCAGGCUGGUCCUCUGUAUUCUAUCUCUAUGGUAUGAUAGAGUUCCAUGCCGAUGUUAUAGCUUCCAAAUGGAAAAAGCAUGAGCUGAUGCACACCCAUCCUGAAGAAGGCACUGCGUGCCAAAACGUUGGUUAGGUUUACCGAUUCAAUUGUUGGGAGCAUAUAUAGAGUUUUCAACUUCUUUCUUUCUUUUUAUAUAGCUUCCAAUCUUUUCUAAAUUAUUUUUUUAAAAUCUUCAUCACAUUUUAACCAACAACCUAUUUGAAAAUAUGUUGAGUAUAGUACAUCAUCUUCAGGAGAUUUUAAAGCUAGUUGCUGAUGCUUUCAGACGUCCAGACCAUUGAUUUCUCCCCAAUGUUUUGGUGUGUCUGUUCUCCAAUAAUUUUCCAUCUCUCCCUGGACUAGAUGAAUUUGGCCUUUCUGUCUGGGGUUUAGUCUUUGGGGGAUUUCUGAAAGAUCAGGCUGCCUGUUAAGAAUUUCAUGUUUUCAUAUAGGCCAAUCUAAGCUUUUCACGUGUCCACAUACAACAAUGACACGAUUAAUACACAUUUAUAAUAGGGUUUCUGUAGCUUUGUGCUUGGACCCCUAAUGACUGGAAUAGUUACAUAAUCCACAACCCAUAUUUUAUUUAUCCUGUGUAACAAUCUCAAUAUCACUGUGCAGGGUGCUUUGGGAUCUUCUGGUAUAUGUUCUGGAUCCUGGUGUCGUAUGAAAGUCCUGCUGUGCACCCUACCAUCACCCAGGAGGAACGUGUCUACAUAGAGGAGAGCAUCGGGGAGAGUGCCAAGCUCAUGGGCCCUGCUGAGGUGAGGGACAGGGCUUGAGGUUGGUUGAAUAAAAGUUGUUUGAAGGGUUUCAAACAACUUUCACUCAACUAACCUCAUGCCCUGCUUCUCUGUUUCAGUGAAAUAAUCAAAAUCAGUGUGAAAAUUUGACAAAGUUUUAUAGUAGGCCAAUAUAUUUUCUGAGUGAUAUUAGAACAGAGUUCUCAAAGUCUUCAAAGUCCACUUCUCCUCAAAUCAAUUCCUAUGGUAUUAAAUUGGGAGAUGGUGCUAUACCCCACUUUCUACUUAGGCGUGUUUUGAUCUCUGCUCGCCUGAGGCCUCAUGUAUGAACCGCUAGUAAGUACAAAAUAUACCCCUAAAUGCGCAUGCGCCAGUUUCACACCCAAAAAAGUUGACAUUAAUAAAAAUCUAACUUGUGAGAAUGUGCUCACCUCCCUGCAAACUUUAGACCAUGCGUAUGCGCAUCUCUGCUAGUGGAGUGAAAAUCUAUGUGUUUUAUUUGUUUAAUCUAACAUAUAGACAUAGGAAUCAGUUUCCUAUUUAUUUUAUUUUCAUAUCCAUUGCAGAAUAAAUUCCUCACCUUAUCUAGCCGUGAUGGGUUCAUAUUCCUGAAGUAGCCAUACAACAAAUUACCAUGCGCAUCUCUCAUUGAAUUGGACUUAGUAGCCUACCAAAAAGAUAGGCUAUACAGUGCAUUCGGAAUGUAUUCAGACCCCUUGACUUUUUCCACAUUUUGUUACGUUACAGCCUUAAUCUAAAAUGGAUGAAAUUCUAUUUUUUCCUCAUCAAUCUACACACAAUACCCCAUAAUGACAAAGCAAAAACAGAUUUCUAUAAUUUAUUGCACAUUUAUUAAAAAUUAAAAAUUGUAAUAUCACAUUUACAUAAGUAUUCAGACCCUUUACUCAGUACUUUGUUGAACCACUUUUGGCAGCGAUUACAGCCUUGAGUCUUCUUGAGUAUGACGCUACAAGCUUGGUAAACCUGUAUUUGGGGAGUUUCUCCCAUUCUUCUCUGCAGAUCCUCUCAAGCGCUGUCAGGUUGGAUGGGGAGCGUCGCUGCACAGCUAUUUUCAGGUCUCUCCAGAGAUGUUCGAUCGGGUUCAAGUCCGAGCUCUGGCCGGGCCACUCAAGGACAUUCAGAGACUUGUCCCGAAGCCACUCCUGCGUUGUCUUGGCUGUGUGCUUAGGGUUGUUGUCCUUGUUGGAAGGUGAACCUUUGCUCCAGUCUGAGGUCCUGAGCGCUCUGGAGUAGGUUUUCAAUAAGGAUCUCUAUGUACUUUGCUCUGUUCAUCUUUCCCUCUAUCCUGACUAGUCUCCCAGUCCCUGAUGCUGAAAAACACCCCCACAGCACGAUGCUGCCACCACCAUGCUUCACUGUAGGGAUGGUGCCAGGUUUCCUCCAGACGUCACGCUUGGCAUUCAGACCAAAGAGUUCAAUCUUGGUUUCAUCAGACCAGAUAAUCUUUUUUCUCAUGGUCUGAGAGUCAUUUAGGUGCCUUUUGGCAAACUCCAAGCGGGCUGUCAUGUGCCUUUUACUGAGGAGUGGCUUCCGUCUGGCCACUCUACCAUAAAGGCCUGAUUGGUGGAGUGCUGCAGAGAUGGUUGUCCUUCUGGAAGGUUCUCCCAUCUCCACAGAGGAACUCUGGAGCUCUGUCAGAGUGACCAUUGGGUUUUUGGUCACCUCCCUGACCAAGGCCCUUCUCCCCUGAUUUCUCAGUUUGGCCAGGCGGCCAGCUCUAGGAAGAGUCUUGGUGGUUCCAAACAUCUUCCAUUUAAGAAUGAUGGAGGCCACUGUGUUCUUGGGAACCUUCAAUGCUGCAGACAUUUUUUGGUACCCUUCCUCAGAUCUGUGCCUCAACACAAUCCUGUCUCGGAGCUCUCCGGACAAUUCCUUCGACCUCAUGGCUUGGUUUUUGCUCUGACAUGCACUGUCAACUGUGGGACCUUAUAUUGACAGGUGUGUGCCUUUCCAAAUCAUGGAAACAGGAUGCACCUGAGCUCAAUUUCGAGUCUCAUAGCAAAGGGUCUGAAUACUUAUGUAAAUAAGGUAUUUCUGUUUUUUAUUUUGUAUACAUUUGCAAAAAAUUAUGGGCAAUUCUGUGUAGAUUGAUGAGGGAAAAAAUAAUGUAAUUUUAGAACAAGGCUGUAACGUAACAAAAUGUGGAAAAAGGGAAGGGGUCUGAAUACUUUUUGAAUGCACUGUAUAUAUUUCAAGUUUUGUAAUCCCAUUGGCAUCACGGUUUAUAAUAUAUAGUCGAAAGUUGAUAUUUUACAUUGAAGUACACAACAUGGUCUCAGGGCAAUCUCUGACACUGACACUAUUUACAAUGGUAUGUUACGUUACAUUAGCCUCCUAUUUUCUUUUUUACAUAACAUAACAAGUGUUUGGGGUGAAAGAAAAUAUACAGUGGGGAGAACAAGUAUUUGAUACACUGCCGAUUUUGCAGGUUUUCCUACUUACAAAGCAUGUAGAGGUCUGUAAUUUUUAUCAUAGGUACACUUCAACUGUGAGAGACGGAAUCUAAAACAAAAUUCCAGAAAAUCACAUUGUAUGAUUUUUAAGUAAUUAAUUUGCAUUUUAUUGCAUGACAUAAGUAUUUGAUACAUCAGAAAAGCAGAACUUAAUAUUUGGUACAUAAACCUUUGUUUGCAAUUACAGAGAUCAUAGGUUUCCUGUAGGUCUUGACCAGGUUUGCACACACUGCAGCAGGGAUUUUGGCCCACUCCUCCAUACAGACCUUCUCCAGAUCCUUCAGGUUUCGAGGCUGUCGCUGGGCAAUACGGACUUUCAGCUCCCUCCAAAGAUUUUCUAUUGGGUUCAGGUCUGGAGACUGGCUAGGCCACUCCAGACCCUGAGAUGCUUCUUACGGAGCCACUCCUUAGUUGCCCUGGCUGUGUGUUUCGGGUCGUUGUCAUGCUGGAAGACCCAGCCACGACCCAUCUUCAAUGCUCUUACUGAGGGAAGGAGGUUGUUGGCCAAGAUCUCGCGAUACAUGGCCCCAUCCAUCCUCCCCUCAAUACGGUGCAGUCGUCCUGUCCCCUUUGCAGAAAAACAUCCCCAAAGAAUGAUGUUUCCACCUCCAUGCUUCAUGGUUGGGAUGGUGUUCUUGGGGUUGUACUCAUCCUUUUUCUUCCUCCAAACACGGCGAGUGGAGUUUAGACCAAAAAGCUCUAUUUUUGUCUCAUCAGACCACAUGACCUUCUCCCAUUCCUCCUCUGGAUCAUCCAGAUGGUCAUUGGAAAACUUCAGACAGGCCUGGACAUGUGCUGGCUUGAGCAGGGGGACCUUGCGUGCGCUGCAGGAUUUUAAUCCAUGAUGGCGUAGUGUGUUACUAAUGGUUUUCUUUGAGACUGUGGUCCCAGCUCUCUUCAGGUCAUUGACCAGGUCCUGCCGUGUAGUUCUGGGCUGAUCCCUCACCUUCCUCAUGAUCAUUGAUGCCCCACGAGGUGAGAUCUUGCAUGGAGCCCCAGACCGAGGGUGAUUGACCGUCAUCUUGAACUUCUUCCAUUUUCUAAUAAUUGUGCCAACAGUUGUUGCCUUCUCACCAAGCUGCUUGCCUAUUGUCCUGUAGCCCAUCCCAGCCUUGUGCAGGUCUACAAUUUUAUCCCUGAUGUCCUUACACAGCUCUCUGGUCUUGGCCAUUGUGGAGAGGUUGGAGUCUGUUUGAUUGAGUGUGUGGACAGGUGUCUUUUAUACAGGUAACGAGUUCAAACAGGUGCAGUUAGUACAGGUAAUGAGUGGAGAACAGGAGGGCUUCUUAAAGAAAAACUAACAGGUCUAUGAGAGCCGGAAUUCUUACUGGUUGGUAGGUGAUCAAAUACAUAUGUCAUGCAAUAAAAUGCAAAUGAAUUACUUAAAAAUCAUACAAUGUGAUUUUCUGGAUUUUUGUUUUAGAUUCCUUCUCUCACAGUUGAAGUGUACCUAUGAUAAAAAUUACAGACCUCUACAUGCUUUGUAAGUAGGAAAACCUGCAAAAUCGGCAGUGUAUCAAAUACUUGUUCUCCCCACUGUAUAUGUAUUUUUUUAAUAUGGUUAUUUAUCUUUUAUUGUAAGUGUGCAAUUUGUCCUCUGUAGUGGUCAUUAGGAUGUAAAUAUGAACAAAUGGGGAAAAACAUAGUUGCAUCUGGGUGUCCACUACAUUUCUUGAUAAGCUCUUAUUUAUAAAAAAAAUAUUACAACUCACUUAACUAUUCCUGAGAAAUUAACUUACUAGAAACAAUUUGAAAAUCAAACUCACAAAAAAAGAUAAUUAAUAAUUACACACACUUCUUUUCAAUAUCAAUAUCAAUAAAAUGUGAUAAUUUUGACAGCAGCCAUUUUCUUUACUCUAUAUAUUUUUUAUACCCCAAUUGGUAGUUACAGUCUUGUCCCAUCACUGCAACUCCCGUACGGACUCGGUAGAGGUCGAGAGCCACUGCUUCUUGACAUACUGCUCGCUUAAUCCGGAAGCCAGUCCACACCAAUGUGUCUGAGAAACAUCAUACAACUGGUGACCGCGUCAGCGUGCAUGCACCUUGCCCGCCACAGGAGUACUAGAGCGCGAUGGGACAAGGACAUCCCGGCCAGCCAAACCCUCCCCUAACCCGGACGACGCUGGGCCAAUUGUGCGUCACCUCAUGGGUUCUCCCGGUCGCGGCCGGCUGUGACACAGCCUGGGAUCGAACCCGGAUCUAUAGUGAUGCCUCAAGCACUGCAGUGCCUUAGACCGCUGCACCACUCGGGAGGCCUUAUGUAAAAUAUUUUGAUAGUAUGGGUAGGCUACAGUAUUGCUGUGUGAUAGGAGCGUAACAUCAUAGCCUAUUUAAUCUUGGAAAGCAUUCAGACGCCUUGACUUUUCCAAAUUUUGUUACGUUACAGCCUUAUUCUAAAAUUGAUUACAAAAACAAAUCCUCAUUAAUCUACACAUAAUAACCUAUAAUGACAAAAUGAAAACAGGUUUAUCGAAAUUUUUGCACGUAUUAAAAAUAAAAAACUGAAAUACCUUAUUUACAUAAGUAUUCAGACCCUUUCCUAUGAGACUCGAAAUUGAGCUCAGGUGCAUCCUGUUUCCAUUGAUCAUCCUUGAGAUGUUUCUACAACUUGAUAGGAGUGUACCUGUGGUCAAUUCAAUUGAUUGGACAUGAUUUGGAAUGGCACACACCUGUCUAUAUAAGGUCCCACAGUUGACAGUGCCUGUCAGAGCAAAAACCAAGCCAUGAGGUUGAAGGAAUUGUCCGGAGAGUUCUGAGACAGGAUUGUGUCGAGGCACCGAUCUGGGGAAGGGUACCAAAAAAUGUCUGCAGCAUUGAAAGUCCCCAAGAACAGAGUGGCCUCCAUCAUUCUUAAAUGGAAGAAGUUUGGAACCACCAAGACUCUUCCUAGAGCUGGCCGCCCAGCCAAACUGAGCAAUCGGGGAGAAAGGACUUGGUCAGGGAGGUGACCAUGAACCCAAUGAUCACUCUGACAGAGCUCCAGAGUUUCUUUGUAGAGAUGGGAGAACCUUCCAGAAGGACAAUCAUCUCUGCAGCACUCCACCAAUCAAGCCUUUAUGGUAGAAUGGCCAGACUGAAGCCAAUCCUCAGUAAAAGGCACAUGACAGCCCGCUUGGAGUUUGCCAAAAGGACACCUGAAGACUCUCAGACCAUGAGAAACAAGAUUAUCUGGCCUGAUGAAACCAAGAUUGAACUCUUUGGCCUGAAUGCCAAGCGUGACGUCUGGAGGAAAACUGGGACCAUCCCUACGGUGAAGCAUGGUGGUGGUAGCAUCAUGCUGUGGGGAUGUUUUUCAGCGGCAGGGACUGGGAGACUAGUCAGGAUCGAGGGAAAGAUGAACGGAGCAAAGUACAGAAAGAUCCUUGAUGAAAACCUGCACCAGAACGCUCAGGACCUCAGACUGGAGCGAAGGUUCACCUUCCAACAGGACAACGACCCUAAGCACACAGCCAAGACAACACAGGAGUGGCUUCGGGACAAGUCUCUGAAUGUCCUUGAGUGGCCCAGCCAGAGCCCAGACUUGAACCAGAUCGAAUCUUUGGAGAGACCUGAAAAUAGCUGUGCAGUGACGCUCCCCAUCCAACCUGACAGAGCUUGAGAGGAUCUGCAGAGAAGAAUGGGAGAAACUCCCCAAAUGCAUGUGUGCCAAGCAUGUAGCGUCAUACCCAAGAAGACUUGAGGCUGUAAUCGCUGCCAAAGAUGCUUCAACAAAGUACUGAGUGAAGGGUCUGAAUACUUAUUUAAAUGUAAUAUUUCUGUUUUUUUAUUUGUAAUAUAUUUGCAAAAAUGUCUAAAAACCUGUUUUUGCUUUGUCAUUAAAAAACUUUUAAAUCCAUUUUAGAAUAAGGAUGUAACGUAACAAAAUGUGGAAAAAGUCAAGGAGUCUGAAUACUUUCCAAAACCCAAUAAUCUAUUGAUAAACUAAAUAUUGAACAACAAUUCAUAUUUUGCAUAGAAGUGUGGGCUGUAGAAUUUAGCCUACUUUUAAAUUGUUUCAAAUAUACAAUCAAUCUUGCAGAAUAUGCGGACAGGCACUCUCUAUAGACUGCAUGCAUGUUGUGUUUCUCUCUUUCUCACCACUGCUACCCUUUCACCGGUAACUCAUGUAUUUUCCUCCCUUUUGCUCCAUCGUAGAAAUUUAAGACCCCCUGGAAAAAGUUCUUCACCUCCAUGCCUGUCUAUGCAAUCAUCGUGGCCAACUUCUGCAGAAGCUGGACCUUCUACCUACUGCUUAUCAGUCAGCCGGCUUACUUCGAGGAGGUGUUUGGGUUUGAGAUAAGCAAGGUGAGACCAGUGGAGCGUUCCCAGGAUAGGGCACCAGCCUAAACAAACAGGGUUGCUGGGGAAUGGUACUCAAGGCCUAGGUGAGGGAUGUGUGAAAAUGUUGUGCUAGGCUCUAACUGACUUAAAUACCUUUUAAUACCUCUAUGUUGAUGUUGAUUGCAACUGUUCCUGUCCUCAGGUUGGCAUGGUGUCUGCCCUGCCCCACUUGGUGAUGACAAUCAUUGUGCCCAUCGGAGGGCAGUUGGCUGACUACCUACGCAGCAGGAACAUUCUGUCUACCACUACAGUCAGGAAGAUCAUGAACUGUGGAGGUGAGAGAGCCCCUUCAGCACAUCAUGCACAAUUACAGUUGAAGUCGGAGGUUUACAUACACCUUAGCCAAAUACAUUUAAACUCAGUUUUUCACAAUUCCUGACAUUUAAUCCUAGUAAAAAUGCCCUGUCUUAGGUCAGUUAGGAUUACCACUUUAUUUUAAGAAUGUGAAAUGUCAGAAUAAUAGUAGAGAGAAUGAUUCAUUUCAGCUUUUAUUUCUUUCAUCACAUUCCCAGUGGAUCAGAAGUUUGCAUACACUCAAUUAGUAUUUGGUACCAUUGCCUUUAAAUUGUUUAACUUGGGUCAAACGUUUUGGGUAGCUUUCCACAAGCUUCCCACAAUAAGUUGGGUGAAUUUUGGCCCAUUCCUCCUGACAGAGCUGGUGUAACUGAGUCAGGUUUGUAGGCCUCUGUCACGGUCGUCGAGGAGUGAAGGAGACCAAGGCGCAGCGUGUGAAACGAACAUGGUACUUUAUUUAGUUAAAGCACAAAAAACAAGAAACACGACUAGUGAAGUCCACAGUCAACCUGACUGAAAACGGAAACAAUAACCCACAAUGCCCACAGGAAAACAUGCAGUAUAAAUAUGGCUCCCAAUCAGAGAUAACGAGCCGACAGCUGACACUCGUUACCUCCGAUUGGGAGUCAAUGACCAAACCUAGAAAUAAACGUGACAGAAAUGCAAACAUAGAAAAUCACCCAAAACCCAACAAAACACAAUACACCCUGGCUCAAAUACAAAAGUCCCGGAGCCAGAGUGUUACAGUACCCCCCCCUAAAGGUGCGCACUCCGGGCGCACCAGCAUACAGUCUCGGGGAGGGUCUGGGUGGGCGUCUGUCCACGGUGGCGGUUCUGGCCCUGGUCGUGGUCCCCACCCCACCUUAGUCACCACCCGCUUCCCUAGCCUCCUCCACAUGACCACCCCCCAAUUAAACCCCACUGGAUUAAGGGGCGGCACCGGACUAAGGGACAGUACCUGACUAAGGGGCGGAUCCUGGCUGGCUGGCUCUGGCGGAUCCUGGCUGGACGGCUCAUGGCAGGCUGAAGGAUCUGGCUGCUCAUGGCUGGCUGACGGAUCUGGCUGCUCAUGGCUGGCUGACGGAUCUGGCUGCUCAUGGCUGGCCGACGGAUCUGGCUGCUCAUGGCUGGCCGACGGAUCUGGCUGCUCAUGGCUGGCCGACGGAUCUGGCUGCUCAUGGCUGGCGGAAGGCUCUGGCUGAUCCUGUCUGGCGGAAGGCUCUGGCUGAUCCUGUCUGGCAGAAGGCUCUGGCUGAUCCUGUCUGGCAGAAGGCUCUGGCUGAUCCUGUCUGGCAGAAGGCUCUGGCUGAUCCUGUCUGGCGGAAGGCUCUAGCGGCUCUGGUCUGGCGGACGGCUCUGAUGGCUCAUGGCAGACGGGCGGCUUUGCAGGCUUUAGGCAGACGGGCAGUUCAGGCCCCGUUGGGCAGACGGCAGACUCUGGCCGUCUGAGGCGCACCGUAGACUUAGUGCGGGUGGCCGGAACAGGCCGGACCGGGCUGGCGACGCGCACCGUAGUCUUGGUGCGGGUGGCAGGAACAGGCCGGGUCGGGCUGGCGACGCGCACCGUAGUCUUGGUGCGGGUGGCAGGAACAGGCCGGGUCGGGCUGGCGACGCGCACCGUAGUCUUGGUGCGGGUGGCAGGAACAGGCCGGACCGGGCUGGCGACGCGCACCGUAGACUUGGUGCGGGUGGCAGGAACAGGCCGGACCGGGCUGGCGACGCACACCGUAGACCUGGUGCGGGUGGCAGGAACAGGCCGGACCGGGCUGGCGACGCGCACCGUAGACUUGGUGCGGGUGGCAGGAACAGGCCGGACCGGGCUGGCGACGCACACCGUAGACCUGGUGCGGGUGGCAGGAACAGGCCGGACCGGGCUGUGGAGACGGAUAGGAGGCCUGGAGCGAACAGCGGACACCACCCGUCCUGGCUGAAUGCCUACCCUCACACACUCUGUGUGAGGCAUCAGCACAGGACGUACAGGGCGGUGUACCCCUGGCCUGGUGGCCUCCUGGAUACUCCCCCUUUUCUCCUCCGUCAGCCCCGUCGUCCAUGCCGUGUGCCCCCCCCUAAAAAUUUUCUGGGGUUGACACACGACCCUCCGACGAUGGCCCUGCUGCCGCCGUUGCUCCUCUCUCGCCAGGGCCUUGAUCCUUCCCCAAGGUCCCUUGCCUCCGAGCAUGUCCUCCCAGGACCACGAUGUGCCCACCUGGGCCAUCGCCAGCCUCUCCAUCUCCUUGCCCGGUGCCUCCUCCCAUGUCCAGUCUCCCUGCUCCUGGACACGCUGCUUGGUCUUUCUUUGGUGGGUUAUUCUGUCACGGUCGUCGAGGAGUGAAGGAGACCAAGGCGCAGCGUGUGAAACGAACAUGGUACUUUAUUUAGUUAAAGCACAAAAAACAAGAAACACGACUAGUGAAGUCCACAGUCAACCUGACUGAAAACGGAAACAAUAACCCACAAUGCCCACAGGAAAACAUGCAGUAUAAAUAUGGCUCCCAAUCAGAGAUAACGAGCCGACAGCUGACACUCGUUACCUCCGAUUGGGAGUCAAUGACCAAACCUAGAAAUAAACGUGACAGAAAUGCAAACAUAGAAAAUCACCCAAAACCCAACAAAACACAAUACACCCUGGCUCAAAUACAAAAGUCCCGGAGCCAGAGUGUUACAGCCUCCUUGCUCGCACACGCUUUUUCAGUUCUGCCCACACAUUUUCUAAAGGAUUGAGGUCAGGGCUUUGUGAUGGCCACUCCAAUACCUUGACUUUGUUUUCCUUAAGCCAUUUUGCCACAACUUUGGAAGUAUGCUUGGGUCAUUGUCCAUUGGAAGACCCAUUUCCUUGCGCUUUUGUCUCCUUUUUACCAAGCCUUUUUUUAAAAAACCUUGCCUUUUUUGUUCUUACUUUGUGGUCUUUCUUCUGCAUCGUCUAUGCAAUCAUCGUGGCCAACUUCUGCAGAAGCUGGACCUUCUACCUACUGCUUAUCAGUCAGCCGGCUUACUUCGAGGAGGUGUUUGGGUUUGAGAUAAGCAAGUGAGACCAGUGGAGCGUUCCCAGGAUGGGCACCAGCCUAACCAACAGGGUUGCUGGGGUAUGGUACUCAAGGCCUAGGUGAGGGAUGUGUGAAAAUGUUGUGCUAGGCUCUAACUGACUUAAAUACCUUUUAAUACCUCUAUGUUGAUGUUCAUUGCAACUGUUCCUGUCCUCAGGUUGGCAUGGUGUCUGCCCUGCCCCACUUGGUGAUGACAAUCAUUGUGCCUAUCGGAGGGCAGUUGGCUGACUACCUACGCAGCAGGAACAUUCUGUCUACCACUACAGUCAGGAAGAUCAUGAACUGUGGAGGUGAGAGAGCCCCUUCAGCACAUCAUGCACAAUUACAGUUGAAGUCGGAGGUUUACAUACACCUUAGCCAAAUACAUUUAAACUCAGUUUUUCACAAUUCCUGACAUUUAAUCCUAUUAAAAAUGCCCUGUCUUAGGUCAGUUAGGAUCACCACUUUAUUUUAAGAAUAUGAAAUGUCAGAAUAAUAGUAGAGAGAAUGAUUCAUUUCAGCUUUUAUUUCUUUCAUCACAUUCCCAGUGGGUCAGAAGUUUACAUACACUCAAUUAGUAUUUGGUAGCAUUGCCUUUAAAUUGUUUAACUUGGGUCAAACAUUUUGGGUAGCUUUCCACAAGCUUCCCACAAUAAGUUGGGGGAACCUCCUUGCUCGCACACGCUUUUUCAGUUCUGCCCACACAUUUUCUAAAGGAUUGAGGUCAGGGCUUUGUGAUGGCCACUCCAAUACCUUGACUUUGUUUUCCUUAAGCCAUUUUGCCACAACUUUGGAAGUAUGCUUGGGGUCAUUGUCCAUUUGGAAGACCCAUUUGCGACCAAGCUUUAACUUCCUGACUGAUGUCUUGAGAUGUUGCUUCAAUAUAUCCACAUAAUUUUCCUUCCUCAUGAUGCCAUCUAUUUUGUGAAGUGCACCAGACCCUCCUGCAGCAAAGCAGACCCGCAGCAUGAUGCUGCCACCCCUGUGCUUCACGGUUGGGAUGGUGUUCUUCGGCUUGCAAGCCAACCCCCUUUUCCUCCAAACAUAACAAUGGUCAUUAUGGCCAAACAGUUAUAUUUUUGUUUAAUCAGACCAGAGGACAUUUCUCCAAAAAGUAUGAUCCUUGUCCCCAUGUGCAGUUGCAAACCGUAGUCUGGCAUUUCUAUGGCGGUUUUGAAGCAGUGGCUUCUUCCUUGCUGAGCGGCCUUUCAGGUUAUGUCGAUAUAGGACUCAUUUUACUGUGGAUAUAGAUACUUUUGUACCUGUUUCCUCCAGCAUCUUCAGAAGGUCCUUUGCUGUUGUUCUGGGAUUGCUUUGCACUUUUCGCACCAAAGUACGUUCAUCUCUAGGAGACAGAAGGCGUCUCCUUCCUGAGCGGUAUGACUGCUGCGUGGUCCCAUGGUGUUUAUACUUGCAUACCAUUGUUUGUACAGAUGAACGUGGUACCUUCAGGUGUUUGGAAAUUGCUCCCAAGGAUGAACCAGACUUGUGUAGGUCUACAAUUUUUUUUCGGAGGUCUUGGCAGAUUUAUUUUGAUUUUCCCAUGAUGUCGAGCAAAGAGGCACUGUGUUUGAAGUUAGGCCUAGAAAUACAUCCACAGGUACACCUCCAAUUGACUCAAAUGAUGUCAAUUAGCCUAUCAGAAGCUUCUAAAGCCAUUACAUCAUUUUCUGGAAUUUUCCAAGCUGUUUAAACUUCUGACCCACUGUGAUACAGUGAAUUAUAAGUCAAAUAAUCUGUCUGUAAACAAUUGUUGGAAAAAUUACUUGUGUCAUGCACAAAGUAGAUGUCCUAACCGACUUGCCAAAACUAUAGUUUGUUAACAAGACAUUUGUGGAGUGGUUGAAAAACAAGUUUUAAUGACUCCAACCUAAGUGUAUGUAAACUUCCGACUUCAACUGUAUAUCCAAAUGUGUUUGAUAGAAUAAUAAUGUUUUUACACAAUCUGUAUGAUCGUGAUACAAUGACUGUAGCAAAACAAUUCUGUUUGGGACUGACUGUGUAUUUGUGUAAUUAAAUUGCAACUGUGAUUGCCCAUAGACCCUGGGUUACUGUAGCAUGUGUGUGACUGUCUGUCUCUGCAGGGUUUGGCAUGGAGGCUACGUUGCUGCUGGUAGUGGGAUUUUCCCACACCAAAGCGGUGGCCAUUUCCUUCCUGGUCCUUGCUGUGGGCUUCAGUGGAUUUGCAAUAUCAGGUCAGUGCCUGUUAAAUACAUGGUAUCAGAGAGUCUGCCAGUAUAGAUCACAGCUGCUUGUAGGAGACUCCUCCCUUACUCUGUGUAGAAAGAGAACAAAUCUCCAAACUACACUGUAGAUUCUGUCUAGAAUGGCCACUAUUUAUUGCAGGUUGACGUUUAUUGUCAUGAAUCUUGCCAGCGAUUUUCUCUAGAUGGGCCAGCUGCAAAGUCAAAAUUCAAGUAAACAAAACUUAGCUUUUUGGAAUUAAUUUAAGGUUUGGGUUAGGCAUUAGGGUUAGCAGUGUGGUUAAGGACUUGCAAUCAGUAAUAUCCAGCUACAAAGGGAACAAGUACGAUUUCUCACAUUCCUCAAGCAUCUAUUCCAGCUGAUGCUUGUGGCUCCAAGGCAGACCUUGAUUUUACUACUACUCAUUUUUCUUGGGCUUUCUCCUGGAGUAUUUAAUAAUUCAGCGCAAGUCCCGGAGGAGCUGCCAUACAGGCUGGCUGUGUGCAGCUACAGAGGACACUCAGUGUGGGGGAGGAGAUUGGCUGGCUAGCUACUCCCUUUGCAACAAGAUGGCUGCAUGGUGCUUUGUUUUUCAUCGCAAUUUCAUUUCCAUUACAUUUAUAUUAUGUUUAGGAUAUUUCAGUAGUUUUGAUACAUCCACAUACUAGUACUCCAUUAAGGGACACAUGUUCUUAAUUAAAGAGAAAAGGUAAUUACUAAUGGUAGUUUUUAAUACCUACCAAGAAUGAGCAAAAGCUCUAGAGACCUUAAGGGCUAGAUUCUAUCAGAUCUGCAUUAGCCGACACCCACAUAGCAGUUGUUUUGGCGGUGUCGGAGGUAGAACUGCGUUAGAACUGUCAAAUCCACAAGCGGCUCCUUGCAUUAGCUUAUCGUGGACACUGCCAUUGGAUGCAAGUACGAAACCAACUGACUUUAUAAUAUGACUUUAUAAUUAGAAGUUCAUGCAGCUGCGUUACAAGUUCAAACACUCAAAUGCGUGAUGAUCUAUUGUCUACACCUCGAUUAGACUGAUAGGCUAUGAAUCCCCCAUCCAAAUGAACAUGGAAACAUGCAUUAGAAGCCUACACUUUCUAUCACUGUGUUGAACUUCUAACACGGUGGGGAUAAUAAGGAAGGGGGUGGUUUGUGACACUAAAGUUACACCUCCAACAACAGUCGCUAUGCGGAUGUCGGCCAAAGCGGGUUUACGCUCAAACUGAUUGAAUCGAGGUCUAAGUUAUAGCGAAAAUAGUUAAACCACAAGAACCAUAACCCCUUGAUUUUAUUUAAUCAAGUGCUAAUCAAUUGUUGUCUUAGAGAUCUGUCUUAUAGAGAGUAACUUCACACUUAAAACCUUGUAUUUCAUUCUGAUCGUUCCUUCCAUCAGGAUUCAACGUCAAUCACUUAGACAUUGCUCCACGCUAUGCCAGUAUCCUUAUGGGCAUAUCCAAUGGUGUGGGCACCCUGUCUGGCAUGGUAUGCCCAUUGAUCGUAGGUGCCAUGACAAAAAACAAGGUAAGACAUUCUGUUACCCUUGGAAAGUCCAUAAAACAUUAUGGUUAAACGUAGAUUCAUUAUCAGAUAGAAUUACAAAUCUCUGUGACUUUGUAUAAAACACUUUAUAUUCCAUCUGUCCCCAUGCAGACUCGAGAAGAGUGGCAGUGGGUGUUCCUCAUCGCUGCUCUGGUUCACUAUGGGGGAGUCAUCUUCUAUGGCAUCUUUGCCUCUGGAGAGAAGCAGCCGUGGGCCGACCCAGAGCUGACCAGUGACGAGAAGUGUGGCUUCAUCGAUGAGGAUGAGCUGGCAGAGGAGACGGGCGACAUCACCCAGAGUUACGGUGCCCUGGGUGGCGGUCCGGCCAAAACGUACGGUGCCACUACGCAGAACGGGGGCUGGGCCGAUGGUUGGGAUAAGAAGGAGGAGUUUGUUCAGGAAGAGGCAGAGGGAGGGCCGUACGGCUACAGGCAGGACCAGGACUACUCCUAGAGACAGCAGACACACUGACCAUCACAUGGUAGACUUAUUUUGUAGUGUUUACCAGUUUAGACGAAACGAGUCAAAAACCAAACAAAAAAGAUAACAAUCCAUUGUUGUAUGUUUGCACAAAUUCAAGUCAUUAUUUCAAAAGAUAAAAUUACUUCAAAAGAUAAUUUUAUUGUACAAAUAAAAAAAUACUAUAGAGAUAUAACACAUAUCAAAUUGGCAGAUCUAUUUGUAAAUGUAAUAUGCAUAGAAAUUAUAGAUAUAUUUAUUUGGAGUGCAAUUGUGUGUAAGUGUGAACCAUUUCCACCUCAUCAAUCUGAGCUUCUUCAUUCUGUAGAAGCCUGUUAUGUACGAUCAGACAAGAUUUAGCUGGCUUCCUGGAUCAUCAUGCCUAACUGGUUCUUAUUACAACUCCUCAUGAGCCAGCCAUUGCAGUGUAAAAAGGGGUCUUAACCAGGAAUGAGACUGUAUGUCUUAGGUUGUACAGUAUCUCUUCUGAAUGCACUGAAAGUAGUGUGUCCUUUUAAUGCACAAUAUCAUUUUAUUUUGUUAUUAUUAUGUGUUUGUAAAACUAUGGUCUUUAACACAAAGAGGCAUAAAGAUACAAUAACGUUUUGAAGAACGACAUAACACUUUCACCAGCUGAUGUAAAAGUCUGUUAAGAUGCAUGAAAGAAAAAAAUGAUGAAGCGUUGCUCAUGUGUUUACAGUACCAAUUCGAGAGCUUGGGACUAUAUGGUUC
Molecule: messenger RNA, 24933 nt
Organism: Coregonus sp. 'balchen'
Lineage: Eukaryota; Metazoa; Chordata; Actinopteri; Salmoniformes; Salmonidae
Source: the annotation of a GenBank genome assembly